CUUUACAUUUAUCAAUACUCUCCCCAAAUGUUCUCAAGGUAGGUUGGAUUAUGAUGUCAGAUGUUCUUCAGAUUCUACUGAAUGUAUAUUCCAUAGAACCCUGCCUCCUGACACAAUAUCCUGUAUCUGCCAUAGAGCCCAAUGCUGGUUAUCACUAACACUGAACAUAAUCAUUUGAUCAGAGAUAGGACAAUAACAAAACAACAUUAUUUAUGAAGUUAACCAGAUCUCAUUGGUGCCCACAGUCCCUACAUGAGGGAGGCUUGAGUGACAGGAGAAAUCUGAUUGGUCUGUUUGUUCUGUAUAUAGUGAUUUAGUCUACCACACAGAACUCACCUCUCUGUUUUACACCAUAGGAUCAGGUUUGUGGUAUUUACAAAAUGAGACCUAUGGGGACCAGCUGAAGAGGGAGAAAUCAGCUGGUGAGCUUGAGACAUUAGGACAGAUGAUGAAACAACUAGAGGAUAAAUACACACAACUGGAUGAUAUGACCCAGGAAGUGAGAGAGAAAGAGAGACUCCUGGAGGAGAAGAACCAGAUAAUGGGACAGAGGGAGAAACUAUUAGAAGAGAAAGAAAACCAACUGGAAGAGAAAGACAAGCAACUAGAGGAUAGAGACAUUCAACUAGAGGCACUGAAAAAGAACCUGCAGGACAAGAACAGCCAAGUAGAGAACUUCAGAGUCCUACUGCAGGAAGAAGACCUUCAACUAGAGGACAGAAACCACAGACUGGGAGAGAAGGACAGACUACUGGAAGACAGAGACAAACUACUGGAAGAGAGAGACAAACUACUGGAAGAGAAAGACAAACUACUGGAAGAGAAAGAGAACCAACUAAAGGAAAGAGAACUUCAACUAGAGGACAGAAACUAUAGACUGGGAGAGCAGGACAGACUACUGGAAGAGAAAGACAAACUACUGGAAGAGAGAGACAAACUACUGGAAGAGAGAGACAAACAACUGGAGGGAAAAGCAAAUGAACUAAAAGAGAGGAGACAGGAAGUAGAAGAGAAAGAUAACCUACUAGAGGAGAGAGAGAAGCAGUUAAAGGAAAGAGACAAACAGCUGCAGGAUGUCAACAAUGAAAAUGCUGAACUGGCUCAACAGAUAUGUGAUGUGAAGACUGAGGUAGAGAGACUGAGAAGAGAGAUCUCAGCCCAGAUGACUGAACCUGGAGAGACGUCAGAUACAGGUUCCAUACUCCCAGUCAGGAGGAGACUGAGCUUGAACCUUCCUCCAGACAUGGGAGGAGAGACCUCAGAUACAGACCCCACACUUGCACUGAGGAGGACAAACAGCAUGGAGUUUAAUCCUCCACUUAUGGGAGCAGAGAGCAGCAGUCCAGACUCCCCAGUGUCUCCCAGUGUGUCUGAGCUGAGACUGGUGCUGCUGGGGAGGACUGGGGCUGGGAGGAGUGCAGCAGGAAACACCAUCCUGGGCAGAGAGGAGUUUGGGGCCCAGGCCUGCCCCUCUGCAGUGACCCAGAGGAGUAAGAGGAGAGAGGGGGACGUGUGUGGGAGACGGCUGGUGCUGGUGGACACUCCAGACUGGUUCUGUCCUGGACUCUCUCUGGAGGAGAUAAGACAGGAUGUGGGGCUCUGUGUCCGUCUGUCUGCCCCGGGACCCCACGCCUUUCUCCUGGUCAUACCAGUUGAUCCCUCCAAGGGGGAGGAGAGAGGGGUGCUGGAGAGAAUAGAGGAGAUGUUUGGGGAGGGUUGUUGGGAACACACUGUGAUUCUAUUCACCCAUGAUGAUGUCCUGAAAGAGCAGAGCAUUGAGGAGUUUCUCCAAGCAGGAAGUCAGGACCUCCAGCAGCUUGUAGAGAAAAGUGGGAGCAGGUACCACGUCCUCAACAUUAAGGACAGGGCCCAUGGCACUCAGGUAUCAGAGCUGCUGGAGCAGGUAGAGGAGAUGGUGGCAGGAAACAGAGAGAGAUUCUACAGCAGUCAGACCUACCAGGAGGCAGAGGACCAGGUUAGAGAGAUGGAGGGAAAGAUCCAGAGAGUGAACGUAGAGAGGAAACAAAUGGAGGAGAGAGACUUGAGAGAGAGGCUUGAGAAAGAGCUGCAGGAUUCUCUGAAGGAGAAAGAUGGAGAAAUCCAGAAGCUCAAGAGAGAUAUCAGAAUUCUCAGAGAACGAAUAACAGAACUGGAGAGACAGUUGAAAGACGAGAGGGAUGAGGAGAAGAAAAUAGAACUUGAGAGGGAGCUGAAGAGGGAGUAUGAUAGGAGGGAGGAGAUGGAGAGAUUUAGAGAGAAGAGAGAGAAUGAGAAGAGGGAGAUGGAGGAGAGACACCAACAGGAGAUAGAGGAGAUGAUGGAGAACUAUGAAGGAGAGGCCAGAGUUGAAGCAGAGAGAAACCUGAUGAAGAUAGUCCUACCUGAGUUACAGAGGAACAUCAUGAUCUCACGGACAAAGAUACAGAGAGAGUUCAGUAGACAGAUGGAGGAGAAGAAUAGACAGAUGAAGGAGAAGAAUAGACAGAUGGAGGAGAAGGAUAGAGAGAUAAAGAGACUGAAACAGAACUCAGAGCAGGUAACCAGUGAGAUGAGCAGGCAACAUGUAGAUCAAGAGACGAUAGAAAUUAGAGGAGGAGUAAGAGAAGGAAGAAGGAUGAGUUGGAUGAGACAACUGUUUUGUGUAGGGGUUAGAGAGGAGACCAGAUAGAGACAACUGUUUUGUGUAGGGGUUAGAGAGGAGACCAGAUAGAGACAACUGUUUUGUGUAGGGGUUAGAGAGGAGACUAGUUAGAGAGACAACUGUUUUGUGUAUUGGUUAGAGAGGAGACUAGUUAGAGACAACUGUUUUGUGUAGGGAUUAGAGAGGAGACUAGUUAGAGAGACAACUGUUUUGUGUAGGGGUUAGAGCGGAGACUAGUUAGAGAGACAACUGUUUUGUGUAGGGGUUAGAGAGGAGGCUAGUUAGAGAAACAACUGUUUUGUGUAGGGGUUAGAGAGGAGACUAGUUAGAGAGACACCUGUUUUGUGUAGGGGUUAGAGAGGAGACUAGUUAGAGACAACUGUUUUGUGUAGGGGUUAGAGAGGAGACUAGUUAGAGAGACAACUGUUUUGUGUAGGGGUUAGAGAGGAGACUAGUUAGAGAGACACCUGUUUUGUGUAGGGGUUAGAGAGGAGACUAGUUAGAGACAACUGUUUUGUGUAGGGAUUAGAGAGGAGACUAGUUAGAGAGACAACUGUUUUGUGUAGGGGUUAGAGAGGAGACUAGUUAGAGAGACACCUGUUUUGUGUAGGGGUUAGAGAGGAGACUAGUUAGAGACAACUGUUUUGUGUAGGGGUUAGAGAGGAGACUAGUUAGAGAGACAACUGUUUUGUGUAGGGGUUAGAGAGGAGACUAGUUAGAGAGACACCUGUUUUGUGUAGGGGUUAGAGAGGAGACUAGUUAGAGAGACACCUGUUUUGUGUAGGGGUUAGAGAGGAGACUAGUUAGAGACAACUGUUUUGUGUAGGGGUUAGAGAGGAGACUAGUUAGAGAGACAACUGUUUUGUGUAGGGGUUAGAGAGGAGACUAGUUAGAGACACCUGUUUUGUGUAGCGGUUAGAGAGGAGACUAGUUAGAGACAACUGUUUUGUGGAGGGGUUAGAGAGGAGACUAGUUAGAGAGACAACUGUUUUGUGUAGCGGUUAGAGAGGAGACUAGUUAGAGAGACAACUGUUUUGUGUAGGGGUUAGAGAUGAGACUAGUUAGAGACAACUGUUUUGUGUAGGGGUUAGAGAGGAGACUAGUUAGAGACAACUGUUUUGUGUAGGGGUUAGAGAGGAGACUAGUUAGAGAGACAACUGUUUUGUGUAGGGGUUAGAGAGGAGACUAGUUAGAGACACCUGUUUUGUGUAGCGGUUAGAGAGGAGACUAGUUAGAGACAACUGUUUUGUGUAGGGGUUAGAGAGGAGACUAGUUAGAGACAACUGUUUUGUGUAGGGGUUAGAGAGGAGACUAGUUAGAGAGAAUCCCACUGUAUUUUCCUCCACUGUGAGAGAAACAUAGGAGUGUUAUUUUUUUACCACAGUCACACUGUUGUUUUCUAUUUGCUGACCUUCAUCAAUCAAAGUUCAUCAGGAUCCUGCUGUUGUUGUGAUGUUAUGUUUCAAGUUGAAAACUUAAACAUAUCUCUACAGUUCUCGCUAGUGGACAGACAGGCAACGCUCUGCUCACAUAACAUUUGGUUCAGGGUUCAGAGGUCACAGUGAUGUAUUGAUGAGUGAUACAUAUGUUUAUUAUGGUCUGUUAGUUGAGCCCAUUACCCAGUGGGUAGUAAUGAGUAAUUUGGAUGUAGCUUCCAGUUACCACGGUGAUGUCUCAUAUUGAUGCUGGGAAUCUAUCCCAAUGGAACUCUGAUACCACAUGAGGCUUCUACUACUACUACUACUACUGGUGCUACUACUGCUACUACUGCUACUAUUGCUACUAAUACUACUACUACUACUGCUACUACUACUAUUACUGGUGCUACUACUGCUACUACUACUGGUGCUACUACUACUACUACUACUACUAUUACUGGUGCUACUACUGCUACUACUACUGGUGCUACUACUACUACUACUACUACUACUACUACUACUACUACUACCACUACUACUACCACUACUACUACUACUACUACAACUGCUACUACUACUACUACUGCUACUACUACUACUACUACCGGUACUACUAUUACUGGUACUACUGCUACUGCUGCUACUACUACUACUACUACUAUUACUACUGCUACUACUACUGUUGCUACUACUGCUACUACUGCUACUACUACUACUGCUACUACCGGUACUACUACUACUACUAUUGGAACUACUAAUACUACUACUACUACUACUACUGCUGCUACUACUACUGCUACAGCUACUACUACUACUACUACUGCCGGUACCACUACUACUACUAUUGGUACUACUACUACUACUACUACUACUACUACUACUACAACGUACUGGUGCUACUACUACUACUAAUACUACUACUGUUGCUACUACUCGUACUUCUACUGCUACUACUAGUGCUGCUGCUGCUACUACUACUACUACUAGUACUAGUACUGCUACUGCCACAACUACUAACACUACUACUACUACUACUAGUAAUACUAACAGUCAAGGACAGCAGUUUGAGAAGACCAGAGGAAGUGAUGGAUCAUCAGUCUGAAUGCAGAUGUCCAUAUGACUGAUAGGUGAGGAAUUAAAUAGACAUGCAGUAACCUUCUCUGACCACCAGAUGUCUCUGUUACACCACCAGAGGAUCAGGAGGAACCAUGAGGACUAUAGGAGUAUCAGUUGUCCAUUCAACAGCUGACUCCAAUACUUGAUUCCAACUCUUUUGAUUUGAAAUCCAAACAGACACACAGAGAAAUAUCAGUAUUAUGUUGCUUGUUUUACUAUAUAGAAAAUGUUUUGUUGCUUUGUAUCACACAUAGUAUAUGUUACUUCAACAAUAUUGUAUUAAAUCAGUAUCAUUAAAUACCA
Salvelinus fontinalis (brook trout) is the source of this 5478-nucleotide messenger RNA. RefSeq names its product WD repeat-containing protein 87-like. Bases 446 to 2668 code for a protein of 740 amino acids. The record is from RefSeq and is a predicted model, not a curated record. The transcript is spliced from 6 exons. Gene Ontology annotation, molecular function: GTP binding. Lineage: Eukaryota; Metazoa; Chordata; Actinopteri; Salmoniformes; Salmonidae.